UCUGGUUAUUUUGACAAUUGUUACAACAGUGCCACUGUUCUGUAGCGCACAGGUGGUCAAAACCCACAGCUGGCAACGUCAGGUGUAUCAAGGGGCGCGUAACCCAAUCAGAUGUUUUCACUUCCGACUGCGCUUGGGUCACGUGCUUUGAGAUGCACUUUGGACUUGCUGUUUUGUUUACUUCCCACGCAAAAUGCGCUGAUGAGAUUCUACCUUAAAGCAGUGCAGCACUUCCAUCAUGGGAGGAAAAGGAAACUAGGUAAUGAAAGCUGGAUGGGAAUGUUUCAUUCUGUCAAGCACUCAACAUUCUAAGCUAAAAGGUGUAAACAUCAUCUCAAAAGGCAAAGACACGUUAACAUUGCAAACAAGACUGAAAACUGGACUAGCGACUCUUUGGUCGAGCAAAAGAAGCCUGAAGAACUCACGGAGAAAAUGGAGAAGCUGAGACCAGCCAUCUAACAGCCCACCACUGGCGGAGGGAUGAGACACGUUGAUUUUGCAGCCCUUGGGAGCAUCUGGAUUUCUGUGGCACAAUGUACGAUUUUAAGCACCUGUCUGAAGUCCUGUGUCACUAACCUGGGUGAGCAGCCUGACCUUGGCACCCCACACAAUCUGAGUGGACCGUGUAUCCAAGGAUGCCGCUUUUGGCGCUCUACCGACCAGGAAAGCUGUGCAGUCCAGUGUAAUGAUUCUUAUGCUGCUGUUUGUGAGCGCGAGGCCUGUGAAGUGGGCUGCAGCAGCGCAGAAGGCGCCUACGAGGAGGAGAUGCUGGAAAACACCAACCUCCCUACCGCACCCUUCGCUGCUGCCAUUGCAAGCCAUAGCAUUUCUUUAAGAUGGAAGUCUGCCAACAUCUCUAAGGUGAAAUACAUCGUCCAGUGGAAAUACGCACAAAUUCCAGGGAGCUGGACUUACACUGAGACGGUGUCCAGGCUCUCCUAUGUGGCACGGGCCCUGCAUCCCUUCACAGAGUACAUUUUUCGCGUGGUGUGGGUCUUCACAGCCCAGCUGCAGCUUUUUUCUCCAUCAAGCCCAAGUUACAGAACUCAUCCGCAUGGAGUUCCUGAAACUGCUCCUCUCAUUAGGAAUAUCGAGAGCUCCAGCCCCGACACUGUGGAAGUCAGCUGGGCUCCACCCCAGUUCCCGGGGGGACCUAUUUUGGGUUACAAUUUGCGACUGAUCAGCAGAAGUCAUAAACUUGACUCAGGGACGCAGAGAACCAGCUUCCAGUUUUAUUCUACUCUGCCAAAUACCACCUACAGGUUUUUCAUCGCAGCAGUGAACGAGGUCGGCGAGGGGCCAGAAGCAGAAUCGGACAUUGCCACCCCCGGCCUGGCAGUUCAAGAAGAGGAGCAGUGGCUCUUUCUAUCCAGAAAAACGUCACUAAGAAAGAGAUCUCUAAAAUACUUAGUAGAUGAAGCACAUUGUCUUUGGUCAGAUGCUAUACGACAUAAUAUUACAGGUAUAUCAGCUGAUGUGCACCGGCGAGUUGUCUACUUCUCUGAGGGAGCUCUCAUAUGGAUGAAGGAGGCUGCCCACAUGUCUAACGAGUCUGACCUGAGAGUGUUCUACAGAGGCUCAGGGCUGAUUUCUUCCAUCUCCACAGACUGGCUUUAUCAGAGAAUGUAUUUCAUCAUGAAUGAGCUGGUGUAUGUCUGUGAUUUAGAGAACUGCUCACACUUUGAAGAAGUUACCCCACCUUCUAUUAUCUCACCUCAAAAACUUGUGGCUGAUGCCUACAAUGGGUACAUCUUUUAUCUCCUGCGAGAUGGCAUCUACAGAGGGGACCUCCCUGUGCCGCCGGGCAGAGGCACGCAGCCUGCGCACGUCGUGGAGAGUCGCACCUUAAAGGACUUUGCAAUAAAGCCACAGUCUAAGCGGAUCAUUUAUUUCAACGAGACCACUCGAGGCUUCAUGUCAACAUUUCUAGAUGGUUCUGCUUCACAUCCUGUCCCACCUCAGUUCCCCUUUGCUGAUGUGCAGAGCUUUGCUUGUGAGAACAGUGACUUCCUUGUGACGGAUGGCAAGGCCAUUUUCCAACAGGACGCCAUGUCUUUCAAUGAGUUCAUUGUGGGAUGUGACCUGAGACACAUAGAAGAAUUUGGGUUUGGUAACUUGGUCAUCUUUGGUUCCUCCACCCAGCCUCACCCUGUCCCACACCAGCCAAGAGAUGUCUCCGUACUGUUUGGGUCUCACCAGGCCCUUGUUCAGUGGAAGCCGCCGGCCCUCCCCAUUGGAGCCGGCCCUUCAGCCUGGCAGAACUGGACUUACGAGGUGCAGGUAUCAACCCAAGACCUUCCUGAGUUGACCAGAACUUUCUCUAACAUACAGGGAGUCAUGCUUGACAUACCUGGGCUGCAGAGUGCUAUGAAAUACAAGGUUUCUGUGAGAGCAGGUUCUCCCCAGGGACAAGGUCCCUGGUCAGAGCCCUCCGUGGGCACGACCCUGGUGCCAGCUGCUGAGCCACCACUUAUCAUGGCUGUGAAAGAAGACGGGCUUUGGAGUAAACCCCUGCACAUGUUUGGCCCGGGAGUGUUCUUAUCCUCUGACAUAGGAAACGUGUCAGACAUGGAUUGGUACAACAGCAGCCUGUACUACAGUGACACUAGAGGAGACGUUCACGUGCGGCUGCUGAAUGGGUCGGGAGUCUCCGAGGGCCGUCGCAUCCCCAGCAUUGCAGGGGCAGGGGCUCUGACUUUUGAGUGGUUGGGCCGCUCUCUGUACUGGGCUGGAAAGACGUAUGUGAUCCACAGGCAGUCUGUGCUGACGGGCCACGCGGACAUGGUCACGCGCGUGAAGCUGCUGGUGAACGACAUGGCAGUGGACUCCUUGGGCGGCUAUCUCUACUGGACCUCACUCUACUCCGUGGAGAGCGCCAGGCUGAACGGGGAAAGUGCUCUUGUCCUCCAGGCACAGCCUUGGUUUUCCGGGAGAAAGGUUAUUGCUCUCACUUUGGAUCUCAGCGAUGGGCUCCUGUACUGGUUAGUUCAGGACAGUCAGUGUAUGCACCUGUACACAGCUCUUCUGCGAGGACAGAGCACUGGGGACAUCAGCAUCAUGGAGUUCGCAGCCUGGAGCACUUCUGAAAUUUCCCAGAAUGCUCUGAUGUACUACAGCGGCCGGCUAUUCUGGAUCAACGGCCUCAGGAUGAUCACUGCGCAGGAAAUCGGGCAGAGGACUAGCGUGUCUGUGUCGGAACCCACCAAAUUCGAUCAGUUCACAAUCAUCCAGACGUCCCUCAAGCCCCUGCCGGGGAACUUUUCCUCAGCCCCUAAGGUUGUGCCAGAUCCUGUUCCUAAGUCUUCAUUUAGGGUUGAAGGAAAUGCCUCAGCUUUUCAGGUCCUGUGGAGCAGCCCCCCCGAGGUGGACUGGGGUGAGGUUUUCUACAGCGUGGAACUCAGGGCUCACUCCAAGUUCCUGGCUAGUGAAAAACAGCCUUUACCUGUGUUUACCGUGGAAGGGCUGGAGCCGCACGCCUGGUUUAAUCUUUCAGUCACUCCUUACACGUACUGGGGAAAGGGGUCCAGAACUUCUCUCUCGCUUCGAGCCCCCACUACAGCUCCAUCUACACCAGAAAACCCCAGAAUAUUUGUGCUACCAAGUGAAAGACCCUUUAGCAAGAAUACAGCUGUGGUAGAGUUCAGGUGGGACAAGCCUAAGCAUGAAAAUGGCACGCUGGCCAGAUUUGAAAUUUCCUAUCAUACAUCCAACCAGAGUGAUGCAAACAGAACAUCUGAAGGGUGGAUUGCUGUCAACGUCAGUGGCACGGUGACAUCUUUUCAACUCAAGGGCAUGAGCCCUGGGUACACUGUUGCCUUUCAGGUUCGAGUCUACACAUCCAAAGGCCCAGGGCCAUUUUCUGACAUAGUGAAGGCUAACACAUCAGAAAUCAACCCAUGUCCUUACCUCAUGUCUUUCCUUUGCAAUGAGCUAGUGCUUUUCGAUGUGGACCAAAAUCAGGUUGUGUGGACAUUUUUGGCAGAGGGAGACAUCGGCGCCCUGGGCUAUACUGCUGAUGACAACAUAGGGUACUUUUCUCAAGGGGACUCCCUUUUCCUUCUAAAUUUGAGCAACCAUUCUGGCUCCAAGCUUCUCCAAGACGCACGCAUUUCCGGCAUCACACUCCUCACGGUCGACUGGAUUUCAAGGCACCUCUACUUUGUGCUAAAAGAAUCGCAAAAUGGAACUCAAAUAUUUGAUGUUGAUCUUGAACACAAGGUGAAACACCCCAGUGAGCUAAAGAUAUGUAACAGGAAUUCAACAAUCGUUUCAUUUUCUGUAUAUCCUCUUUUAAGUCGCUUAUACUGGACAGAAGUUUCCAGUUUGGGCUGUCAGAUGUUCUACUACAGUGUUGCUCACCGCACCUUGCAUCGCAUCCUGCAACCCCCAGCUACAGACCGACCAAAUGGAAGAGCGCAGUGUUUCUGCAGUGUGACUGAAUUUGAUUUAAGUGGAGCAAUGGCGAUUGAUACUUGUGAGCUAGAGAAGCCAUGGAUAUACUUUAGCAAAAGAGGCGAGAUCUGGGCCACGGAUCUGGAUGGGUGCCAGUGUUGGAGAGUUCUCAGGGUGCCUGCCGUGCAUGGAAAAGUACUUGUUAGCCUAACUGUGGAUAAAGAGUUUAUAUAUUGGAUCAUCACAGCGAAAGACAACACAGAGAUUUAUCGAGCCAAGAAGAGGGACGGGGCCAGUGUUUCCCAGGUGACGACCCUGAGGAGUCAGCGCAUCUUGGCGUACGGUUCCGCCGUGCAGCCUUUCCCAGAUAAGGACUUUCUGCUUCUAGCUUCAGAUACUGCAGAACCAGCUAUACUUGGUGCCACCAACACUAGCCUCGCAGUUGCUUUGCCUCCGGCCAGGACGAUCCGCAUGUGGAAGGGCCUCACCGGCCCAACUGCAACAUACUUGGUUUAUUAUGCAGAACUUGAUGGCAGGACAAACAGCUCUUACCUGAAAUAUAAAAUACUGGAAUCUCAGGAGAAGAUAGCUCUCAUUGAAGGUUUAAAGCCAUUUUCAACAUACAUAAUAAAAAUGGCUAUAAAGAAUUAUUAUUCAGACACUCGGGAACAUUCGCCUCUGGGACGAGCCAUCUGGGGAAAGACGACAAGUGGCGUUCCAGGGGCCGUUGGGUCCAUUAACACAACCGUGCUGUCAGACACCAGACUCUUGGUGUCCUGGAGAGAAUCUCACCAGCCAAAUGGCCCUGGAGAGUCGGUCCGCUACCAGCUGGCAAUCUCCGAUCUGCCCCUAAUCCCCGAGGCUCCAAUAAGACAAAGCCAGUUCCCAAACGCAAGGCUCACUGUCCUGCUUGCGGCCCUGUCUGGUGGACAGCUGUAUGUGCUAAAGGUUCUGGCCUGCCAUGCUGUGGAAAUGUGGUGUGCUGAGAGUCGCCCCGUCGCCGCCAAAAUGUUCGACCCUCCAGAGAAGCCAUAUGCCUUGGCUCCGGAGAGCACCACGGUACAGUUAGGGUGGAAGGCUCCAGCCAAUGGCAACCUCACCAGGUUUUGGUUUGAGCUCCAAAAGUGGAAGUACAGCGUGUUUUUCCAUGUCAAGGCCUCCUGCAGCCAGGGUCCUGCUUACGCCUGCAGCAUCUCAGGCCUCCAGCCUUCCACGUUCUAUAGGGUCCGAGUCGUGGUGGUUUAUACAACUGGAGAAAGGAGCCUCUCGCCCCCCAACGGCUUCCAGACCGCAGCUGGAGUCCCGAGUAAGCCAGGCACUCCCAAGCUAUUGGAAGGGAGCAGAAAUUCCGUACAGUGGGAGAAAGCGGACGAUAAUGGAAGUGGCCUCAUGUACUAUGUCCUCGAGACCAGAAAGAUCAUUUCAGGUGACCCACAGAACCAGCAGUUAAGGUGGGAGAUGGCCUUUAAUGGGUCCUGCAGCAGCAUUUGUAUGUGGAAGUCCAAAAACCUGAAAGGAAAGUUUCAGUUCAGAGUAGUGGCUGUGAAUCGUCUUGGAUUUGGGGACUACAGUGGAGCCAGUGAGACUAUCACCUUCCCUGGAGAUGAUUCGUGGAUCCCAGAAAUGAGUCUAACGCUCCUCAUCAUAGUUGGAGUAUUUCUGGUCAUUACGAUCUCACUGGCCUUUGUCUGGCGUAAGGGAUUCACGAAUCGGGAAGCUUUCAAGGGAGCACUGGCUGUUCUAGCGUGUGAAGACAAGGAGCUGGCCGAGCUGCGAGGCCCCAUGGCUGGCGUGGGGCUGGCCAAUGCCUGCUAUGCUGUCCAUACUCUUCCAACCCAAGAGGAAAUUCAAAAUCUUCCUGCUUUCCCUCGGGAGAAACUGAGUCUGCGUGUCUUGCUGGGUAGUGGAGCCUUUGGAGAGGUGUAUGAAGGGACAGCCAUAGACAUCUUGGGAGCUGGAAGUGGAGAAAUCAAAGUAGCAGUGAAGACUUUGAAGAAGGGCUCCACAGACCAGGAGAAGAUUGAAUUCCUCAAAGAGGCACAUCUGAUGAGCAAGUUUGAUCACCCCAACAUUCUGAAGCAGCUCGGCGUCUGUCUGUUGAAUGAACCCCAGUACCUUAUUCUGGAGUUGAUGGAAGGAGGGGACCUUCUCACUUACCUGCGGAAAGCCCGGAUGACAACGCUCCGCGGCCCUUUGCUCAGCCUGGCUCACCUGGUGGACCUCUGUGUGGAUGUUUCAAAAGGCUGUGUCUACUUGGAGCAGAUGCGUUUCAUCCACAGGGAUCUGGCAGCCCGCAAUUGCCUGGUCUCUGUGAAAGACUACACUAGCGCUUCACGGAUAGUGAAGAUUGGGGACUUUGGCCUCGCAAGGGACAUCUACAAAAAUGAUUACUACAGGAAGCGAGGGGAAGGCUUGCUACCUGUUCGCUGGAUGGCUCCGGAGAGUCUGAUGGAUGGGAUCUUCACGACUCAGUCUGAUGUUUGGUCUUUUGGAAUUCUGAUUUGGGAGAUUUUAACUCUUGGUCAUCAACCAUAUCCAGCACAUUCGAACCUUGAUGUCUUAAACUAUGUGCAAGCAGGCGGGAGACUGGAGCCACCAAGAAACUGCCCCCAAGGCCUGUGGAAUUUAAUGGCUCAGUGCUGGGCUCAGGACCCGGACCAACGGCCUGCUUUCCGUAAGAUCCAAACCCAGCUGCAGCUGUUCCGAAAUUUUACCCUAAAUGACAUUUCUCAGUACAGAGGUGAUGCAGGUGCCCAUGAGGUCAUAAAUGAAGGCUUUGAAGAUGACGACGUCCGUGCAAGCAGUCUGAGUUCAGAUGGUGUCAUGCCAGUUGCUUUCAUGGUAACCACGAACCAGGAAGGGCUGAACUACAUGGUACUUGCUGCAGAGCCCAGCCAGAGUAGAGAGCACUCUGAGGGUCCUCUGUGCUCCAAAGAACCUGAGUCUUGCCAUCUGAGGAAGGCAGAGAAGGCGCUGCCAGCAGGCCAAGAUCUCUGCCAAGAGAAGCGAGAGACUGGCUGCCGUUCUGGCACUUCCCCACGCCUGCACUACGCCUUCCUUGCUCAUGGUGGGUCUGGAGAUGGGUCUGACUCACAGCACUGCUUGGAAGUCAAGGGGAGAGCAGCACUCUUGUGAAGCUUUGCUGGAGGAGAGCAGGCUGGGUGUGGUGGCUGUCACCUGCGGUGCUGCGUCACACUGUAAAGUCUGACUUCUAAUCUUGAUUUUCAGACCUUUUGGUUCCAUUUGCAGCAAUCCUCAUGCCAGUGGCUGCUUCCCACCCUCCUUCACAUCACAGACCGGUGUUAGGGACAGGAGUGGCUCUGUUCCUGCAGGUUAUCUAGAAGGUGACAGGAACCAGACUAUGUUUUGUAGGUAUAAGAUAGAGGCUUUGGCCACAUUGAAAACAGGACAAUGAAAACAUUUGAGUCCUAAAGUUCAGCAUUCAAUGAUCUCUGCAUCUACAAAAUCCACGACUCUGCACUGUAAUGGGCUAACUGAUGCGAAGACUGCCUGGGGCUUAGGGUGCGGCUCAGCGUGGGCUGCUUGUCUGUGUCCAUGACAUGGGUCCUUGCAGCUGUCCCUGAGUGGAGGGCUUGUGGGAUCGUCUCCUGGCUUCUUUCAUGUCACACAAGUGCAGAAGCUGUCAGGCUGGCCACUGGAAGUUCCUGCUCAAUGUUUCUGAAGCCAGCCUAAAAUCCUACAGGGUGCGUGCGUGCACUGUGAUUUCUUGGCUCCUUGUUGACCGUAUGUGUGCUCAUCACUCGCUCAUUCAAUAAACGUUGGCUAAGUGACCAUUAUGCAGCCAGCAGUUCUGGGUACUAGGAACAGAGCGCAGAAGCACAGCCUCUGCCAUUAUGGAGGGUCUGUUUUGGUGUGCUAGGUGAAGGAAGGAAGAGAUGCAAGAAGCAAACAAAGUACACAACCCUUGGGUGCCAUCUUAGCCUUGCACAGUGGUGCAGAGCUCCGGGUGUUCCAGGGCUUAGGAAGGUCUGUUGAGAAGGCUACAGACCCUGAUACACAGGACCAGGGAUUGGCGUGGAUGUCCCAAGAAGGUUGCCUCCUGUGCCUUGGCCUACCCCUCCUAAGUAAGAACUAGCACUUCCUCUGUACGAUAACCUAGGGCCCUUCCCUGUCCUCUUGACUGCCCAGUGGGUCUCUCGAUUAAAGAUGCCCUGGGUCAGAUAAGAAAAGAAAUCACAUUCCAAGGAGGAGCUGAGAGUUCACUAGCAUGCACUGGCAAGAGCCAGGGGACCAUGCUGGGCGUGCACACUGAAGGCGCCCAAACGGGGCAGCAGGAAGGCAAGAGCAGCUAGGUAGGAGUCUGCUCCCAAGAUGCGCCUGUCCUGGAACAGGAGGUUUAAUGGCCGGAAAAGCCCCGGGAGCUGAGGCCCAUGUGUGGCUAGGCGGGACGCGAAAGUCCAGAGAUAACGCGAGUUCCCUACAAGUGGGCAGAAGAGUGCAGAGGCUGAGGGAGGUGGGGAUGGUAGAGCCUUGUCAUGUGGGGCUGCAGCACCCCAGGGCGCUCAUUUGCCAUCAGUUAUCUAGGAUGUGUUGGUGAGAGGGCCAAGCAUCUUUCUCAGCACUGCCAAGGAGCUCGGGCCAGGAGGGCAGGAGAGAGGAUCCCGGUGCUUGCUGACAGCCUUGGGCAGGACACAAGCUUGGCAACAGACUGGUUGGCUCGGCUUGAUCAUCAGGAGCUGGAGGACUCCAUUGGUAUGA
Messenger RNA from Octodon degus (degu), 9111 nucleotides. RefSeq names its product ROS proto-oncogene 1, receptor tyrosine kinase (gene Ros1). Gene Ontology annotation, cellular component: signaling receptor complex; membrane. The coding region runs from base 481 to 7527 and encodes 2348 amino acids. Lineage: Eukaryota; Metazoa; Chordata; Mammalia; Rodentia; Octodontidae. The transcript is spliced from 44 exons. Gene Ontology annotation, molecular function: protein binding; transmembrane receptor protein tyrosine kinase activity; ATP binding. Gene Ontology annotation, biological process: positive regulation of kinase activity; cell surface receptor protein tyrosine kinase signaling pathway; protein phosphorylation. The record is from RefSeq and is a predicted model, not a curated record.